Carica papaya (papaya) is the source of this 542-nucleotide messenger RNA. NCBI's taxonomy places the organism in Eukaryota, Viridiplantae, Streptophyta, Magnoliopsida, Brassicales, Caricaceae. The record is from RefSeq and is a predicted model, not a curated record.
AUUAUAAUCAAACAAAACCUACCGAAACGAAAAUGGCGUCAGGUAGCGGGAACGAGAAGACAAUCACCUUGAUAACCGGAGACGGCAAGUACGUCGAAGUGGAGGAGAAGGUCGCCAUGGAGUUCGCCACCGUCAAAUCCUUUUUCGAGGAUAAUUCCGAUGCGUCAUCGACUAAGAAGUUCACGAUACCUGUCCCCAACGUCUCCGCCGAAAUGUUGGAGCGGAUUGUCUCCUAUGUCAGCGGCAUCCUCCCGCUCCGAUCGAAGACUGACGGAGAGAGGGAGAUCGAAGAAUACAACCGUGCGUUUGUGGAGCAGCUGAGCCUGGAGAACUUGAAGGAUAUGGUGUUGGCUGCAAACUAUCUCGACAUCAAGGACCUGCUCGAUUUGCUUUGUCAGAGCGUGGCCGAUGGACUCAAGGACAAGAGCGUGGAGUUUGUGAGGACGUUCUUCGGGAUCGAAAAUGAUUAUACGGAAGAGGAGGAGGCUGAGGUUUGGAGGCAGAACGCUUGGGCUUUUGAGAAUGUAGAUCCUGAUUCUUAA